Molecule: messenger RNA, 3585 nt
Organism: Tarenaya hassleriana
Lineage: Eukaryota; Viridiplantae; Streptophyta; Magnoliopsida; Brassicales; Cleomaceae
Product: probable receptor-like protein kinase At1g30570
Exons: 1
Coding region: 747-3278 (843 amino acids)
Biological process (GO): protein phosphorylation
Cellular component (GO): membrane
Molecular function (GO): protein kinase activity; ATP binding
Source: RefSeq, a predicted model, not a curated record
UAUUUUUUUUUUCCAAUCUGUUCCAACAAACAACCCAUGUUCUUCCGGUUUCAUUUCCAGAUAACAUAUCAAACUUUUUCCUCCAGUGUUCAACUUUUUUUUCAAAACAAAAAGCUUCCCCCCCUCCCCUCCAACGCCUCUGGAUGUUUUUCACUGAUUUCUUGUUGAAAGACUAGAUCUUUGUUCUUCAUCUGCCUCUCAUCUUCUCAAUAAGAUUCCUUUUUCUGUGUUGUUAUUCCUUCAAGAAUCUGUUUUUAUUGGUCUGAUAACUCGUAAAUCUUCUGGGUCUGUCUCAGAUUUGUCAUCUUGUUGUUGCUUUUACUUGAAAGGGAAAAACAAGAGGAGCCCAAAGGUGGGGGAUCUCUGUUCUGUUCGCCGAAUUUGGGCAAAGUCCGGAGCUUUUUCAUCGUUUUACUUAGUUUGGGAAAGUUUCGAGAAUUUCUCGUUUGAUUUGCUGAAAGGGUUUAGUUUUCUGCUUGAGAAAGUGGAAGGAAUUUCAUCUUCUGUUAACCAACUCUGCUCUGAUACUUCUGCUGCGUUAUUAUUGAGUUGGUUUUAGUGGAGACUGAUGAACAGUGAAGGAUAGAGAACGGAAGUUACCCAUUUGAGAAAUCUCUGCUCCCGAGCUAGGUUUUGGAUGCAUUUCCCAGAUUCCAUCUGUUCUUGAACAUUGUGUUGGUGGGUGUUCUUUAUAUUUCCCACUACUGAUUGGUAUAAUUCUAGGGUUCUUGAAAAGGAGAGUGGUAAUGGUGAUGAUGAUAUUGAGAAAGGUUCGACUUCUAUCCGUGUUGAUUGCUUUCACUUGUGUUGUUGGCUAUGGAGAAGCUCAAUCCAGAGGCUUUCUUGUUGAUUGUGGAUCAAAUUCUUCAACUAAAGUAGAUGGAAGGAUAUGGGUAGGAGAUUUAGCUCCCAACAACAAUAUCACCCUUAGUUCACCCGGGAUCACGGCAAUGACCUCGACAUUGGAGGGGAAUUCGAUAUUCUCCGAGAUAUAUAAGUCUGCUCGGGUUUUUCCCGAUAAGUUGAACUAUACAUUCGAAGGAAUCAAUAGGGGGAGCUACAUUGUUAGGUUCCAUUUCUGCCCAUUCCCCAUUGACAGCUACAAUGUGAACGAGUCUUCUUUCACCGUGUUUGCGAAUGGUUUGAGAGUGAUGCAGGACUUCGAUGUCCCGGGAGAGAUUGCGCAUAAAAAUCUGAUCUUUCAAAGCUCGAGCAUCAACUCCACUGCCUUCUCCUUGGUCAAAGAGUUUGUUCUCCCUGUUAGUUCAGGAAAACUGAUUGUUGAGUUCAUUCCGAGGAAAGGGUCUUUCGGGUUUGUUAAUGCUAUCGAGAUUGUUCCCGUGAUGGAGCAAUUGUUCAGGGAACCGGUGACUAGAGCCGGUGGAAACGAUGUGGAUCUGAAUUUGGAUGGACGUGGAAUAGAAACUAUGUAUAGGCUGAAUGUUGGUGGUUCAAAGAUCAAUCCUGGCCAAGAUCCUGAUCUAUAUAGAACAUGGGAGACAGAUUCAAGCUACAUGGUCAUUGCAAAUGCUGGAGUGGAAAUCAAGAACAGCUCAAAUAUCACAUAUGCUUCAGCCAAUGAUUCCUCUGUGGCUCCUCUUCUUGUCUAUGAAGCAGCCAGAACGAUGUCGAAUACCGAAGUCUUGGAGAAACGGUUCAACAUGUCGUGGAAAUUCGAAGUGGACCCGGAUUUCGAUUACUUGGUCCGGUUACAUUUCUGUGAGCUGGUUUUCGAUAAGCCAAACCAGAGGAUAUUCAGAAUAUACAUAAACAACGAGACGGUAGCUGGUAAUUUCGAUAUAUACGAGCAUGCGGGUGGGAAGAACAGAGCUAUUUAUCAAGAUUACUUUGAUCACGUCUCUUCGAAGGACAACGUCCUAUGGAUUCAACUUGGUCCAGACACUGCUGUCGGUGCCUCUGGAACUGAUGCUCUUCUCAAUGGUCUGGAGAUUUUCAAGCUCAGCAAAAAUGGAAACCUUGCUCAUCUCAUGAGGUUUGAUUCAUCCGGGCACUCAGUUAAUGACUCAAAGAUGCGGAUUAUAUGGAUCAGUAUCAGUGCCAGUGUAGGAACCAUCCUUCUCUUGACAAUCUUGGUGAUGUUCAUAGUCUGUUUCCUCAAGAAAACGAGAGGUAAACCCGAUAAAUCCAAGAACGGCCCUCCUGGAUGGCGGCCACUGUUCUUGCAUGUCAAUAACAGCACGGCUAACGCUAAAAGAAUGGGUGGAUCUUUGAACUUGAACACUCUAGUGGCAUCUACAAUGGGUAGGAAAUUCUCGCUAGCCGAGAUCCGUGCUGCUACAAAGAACUUCGAUGACGGUUUAGCUAUCGGAGUUGGUGGGUUUGGUAGGGUUUACAAAGGGGAGCUUGAAGAUGGAACACUCAUAGCGAUAAAACGGGCCAACCCGCAAUCCGAGCAAGGGCUUGCUGAAUUCGAAACCGAGAUUGUGAUGCUCUCAAGGCUUAGGCAUCGACAUCUCGUGUCGCUGAUCGGGUUCUGUGACGAGCAUAGUGAAAUGAUCUUGGUUUAUGAAUACAUGGCGAAUGGAACACUGAGGAGCCAUCUUUUCGGAAGCGACCUUCCUCCAUUGACAUGGAAGCAACGGCUCGAAGCUUGCAUCGGAGCUGCUCGGGGAUUGCAUUACCUUCACACGGGCUCCGAGAGAGGAAUUAUUCACAGAGAUGUCAAGACAACAAACAUAUUACUCGACGAGAAUUUCGUAGCAAAGAUGUCGGAUUUUGGUCUGUCAAAAACCGGACCUUCAGUUGAUUACACUCACGUCAGUACAGCCGUCAAAGGGAGUUUCGGAUAUCUUGACCCGGAAUACUUCAGGAGACAGCAGUUAACCGAGAAGUCAGAUGUUUACUCUUUUGGCGUUGUUCUGUUCGAGGUUAUCUGUGCUCGAGCUGUAAUAAACCCGAGUUUGCCAAAAGACCAGAUUAACCUCGCGGAAUGGGCGUUGAGGUGGCAACGGGAAAGAUCGCUCGAGAACAUCAUCGACCCGAAUCUGAAGGGAAACUACUGUCCCGAGUCGUUGGAGAAGUUUGGGGAGAUAGCAGAGAAAUGCAUUGCAGAUGAAGGCAAGAACAGGCCGACAAUGGGCGAAGUUCUAUGGCACUUGGAGUAUGUUUUGCAGCUUCACGAAGCUUGGUCACGAAAAUCGAACCUUGAAGACUCGUUUUCGAGCAGCCAAGCUCUGGAUAAUGAUGAAGGAACAGCCAUGGAGAAUCAGACUCUGCAAGGUUCUUGUUCUCACUCAGGAGCUGCGGAAGACGUCUGAAGUGUCAAAUAGGAUGAUGGUGAUGAUCAUGAUGAUGAAGAUGAUCAAGUUUCAUCUAUCCAUGAUAUGGCAUGAUGAGAAGGUGUUGUUACUCUACUAAAUUCUUUUGUUCUAUUGAUUCUGUCGAUUCAGAAAGUUGUCAGUAAUGAGCUUGAGCCUCUUGAGUACUGUCUGGUUUUACAGCAUUCUUAUCUCAAUCCUUUUCAAUUGGUUCCCCAAAUCUCUGUUCUGGGUGCCAGAAAGAUCCAUGGCUUGAUAUUUCUUGAUUUCUGUAAAACUGUUUCAAGAAAAAAAAAAUCUUGAAAUC